ACCCGAGAGUCGCUGCAAGUGCAAGAUGGCGACUGCGGCCGCUGCAUCGGCUUCGGAACCAGAGGCUGAGCCGAAGGCUGCGCCCAAGGCUGAGGGAGAGGAGGAUGAGAUGAAGGCAGCUAGAACGAGGAGGAAGGUGUUAUCUCGGGCCGUGGCCUCUGCGACGUACAAGACCAUGGGGUCAGCGUGGGACCAGCAGGAGGAAGGCGUGAGUGAGAGCGACGGAGAUGAGUACGCCAUGGCUUCCUCGGCGGAGAGCUCUCCCGGGGAGUACGAAUGGGAGUACGACGAGGAGGAGGAGAAGAACCAGCUGGAGAUCGAGCGUCUGGAGGAGCAGCUGUCUAUCAACGUCUAUGACUACAACUGCCACGUGGACCUGAUCAGGCUGCUGCGGCUGGAAGGGGAGCUCACCAAAGUGAGGAUGGCCCGUCAGAAAAUGAGUGAGAUCUUCCCUUUGACGGAAGAGCUCUGGCUGGAGUGGCUGCACGACGAGAUCAGCAUGGCCCUGGACGGCCUGGACCGAGAGCAUGUGUACGACCUCUUUGAGAAGGCCGUGAAGGAUUACAUCUGUCCUAACAUUUGGCUCGAAUAUGGCCAGUACUCAGUCGGUGGGAUUGGUCAGAAAGGUGGCCUUGAAAAAGUUCGCUCUGUGUUUGAAAGGGCCCUCUCGUCUGUCGGCUUGCACAUGACCAAAGGACUGGCCAUCUGGGAGGCUUACCGGGAGUUUGAGAGUGCGAUCGUGGAAGCUGCCCGGCCUGUAGCUGACUUCCUUUCCCCUUCUGACCGGGAACAAACCUUUGAUUCACAGCUUGAAAAAGUCCACAGUCUGUUCCGGCGACAGCUGGCGAUCCCACUCUAUGAUAUGGAGGCCACAUUUGCAGAGUAUGAAGAAUGGUCAGAAGACCCUAUACCAGAGUCAGUAAUUCAGAACUAUAACAAAGCACUACAGCAGUUGGAGAAAUACAAGCCCUAUGAAGAGUCACUGUUAAAAGCGGAGGCCCCCAGGCUGGCAGAAUACCAAGCUUACAUCGACUUCGAGAUGAAAGUCGGCGAUCCUGCUCGCAUCCAGUUGAUCUUUGAGCGCGCCUUGGUGGAGAACUGCCUUGUCCCAGACUUGUGGAUCCGUUACAGUCAGUACCUUGAUCGGCAGCUGAAAGUAAAGGAUUUGGUUUUAUCUGUACAUAGCCGUGCAGUUCGGAACUGCCCCUGGACUGUGGCGCUGUGGAGUCGGUACCUCUUGGCCAUGGAAAGACACGGAAUUGAGCAUCGAGUGAUUUCUGUGACGUUUGAGAAAGCUCUGAGUGCUGGCUUCAUUCAGGCCACUGAUUAUGUGGAGAUUUGGCAGGCUUACCUUGACUACCUGAGAAGAAGGGUUGAUUUCAAACAAGACUCCAGUAAAGAGCUGGAAGAGUUGAGGUCUGCGUUUACUCGUGCUUUGGAUUAUCUGAAACAGGAAGUGGAAGAGCGUUUCAGCGAGAGUGGAGAUCCAAGCUGCAUGAUCAUGCAGAACUGGGCUAGGAUUGAGGCUCGACUGUGCAAUAAUAUGCAGAAAGCUCGGGAACUCUGGGAUAACAUCAUGACCAAAGGAAACGCCAAGUUUGCCAACAUGUGGCUUGAGUAUUACAACUUGGAGAGGGCACACGGCGACACCCAGCACUGCAGGAAGGCUCUGCACCGGGCCGUCCAGUGCACCAGUGACUACCCAGAGCACGUCUGUGAAGUGUUGCUCACCAUGGAGCGGACAGAAGGAACUUUAGAAGACUGGGACAUAGCUGUCCAGAAAACUGAAACCCGGCUAGCUCGUGUUAACGAGCAGAGAAUAAAGGCCGCAGAGAAGGAAGCAGCCCUUGCCCAGCAAGAGGAAGAAAAGGCUGAACAAUGGAAGAGGAACCGGGCUGAGAAGAAAGCGUUAAAAAAGAAGAAAAAGGCCAGGGGAGCCGACAAACGGGAAGCAGAGGAGGAAGAUGAGAAAGAGUGGGGCGAUGACGAAGGAGAACAGCCUCCCAAACGCAGAAGGCUUGAGAACAGCGUUUCUGCAGCUGGAGAAGCACAAGACCUAGAAGCGGAAACUGGACUCUUUGGGAAAAGUGCCCCCGUAGAUGCCGACUCCCCUUCAAAGCAGAAGGAGAAGGCAGCCGCCCUGAAGAGGGACCUGCCCAAGGUGCUCCAUGACAGCAGUAAGGACAGCAUCACCGUCUUCGUCAGCAACCUGCCCUACAGCAUGGGGGAGCCGGAAGCGAAGCUACGGCCACUCUUUGAGGCCUGUGGGGAGGUGGUCCAGGUCCGCCCCAUCUUCAGUAACCGCGGCGAUUUCCGAGGCUACUGCUAUGUGGAGUUUAAAGAAGAGAAGUCGGCCCUACAGGCGCUGCAGUUGGAUCGGAAGAAUGUAGAAGGGCGACCGAUGUUUGUUUCCCCCUGUGUGGAUAAGAGCAAAAAUCCCGAUUUUAAGGUGUUCAGGUACAGCACUGCCCUGGAGAAACACAAGCUGUUUGUCUCGGGUCUGCCCUUUUCCUGCACCAAAGAGGAACUAGAAGAGAUCUGUAAGGCUCACGGCACCGUGAAGGACAUCAGGCUGGUGACCAACCGGGCUGGCAAACCGAAGGGUCUGGCUUAUGUGGAGUACGAGAAUGAGUCCCAGGCUUCCCAGGCUGUCAUGAAGAUGGACGGCAUGACCAUCAAAGAGAACGUCAUCAAAGUGGCCAUUAGUAAUCCCCCUCAGAGGAAAGUUCCAGAGAAGCCAGAGGCAAGGAGAACACCAGGUGGCCCCAUGAUGCCACGACAGAUAUACGGAGCGCGGGGCAAGGGAAGGACCCAGCUUUCUCUGCUGCCACGUGCCCUGCAACGCCCGGCCACUGCGGCUCCUCAGGCUGAGAAUGGCCCUGGCCCACGGCCCGCAGUCACCGCCUCAGCGGCCACUGAGGCACCCAAGAUGUCCAAUGCAGAUUUUGCCAAGUUGCUUCUGAGAAAGUGAACAGGACUCUGAGAGUCGGGAAAUGCCUUACGUCAUGCUGGCCACGAAGACCAUUGGGUGCCCAACUGUACCCUGGGUGAGGAAGGCCCGCUGCCGCGCCCCCUUCCACAGUUCCUCCUCUGGUUUAGGCAGAAAGGGAGAGGCUGUCCGAGUGAAGCAACUUCAGAGCUCCCUCAUAUUGAGGGCAAUAGGAGGAAAAGGAUCACUCUACAGGUCAGGCAUAGGGUGUAGUUUCCUGCGAUAUUUUUGUGUCUUUAAAGAGUAAGAAAAAGAAGUGAAGCUCGCACACACAGUUUUUGGACCCAAACUGGUCCAGUUGUUUUCGGCCAGCUCUGGCCCCUUUUUCUAAGACACCUCUCCCACACCCUGCACAGCACACGUGCCCGCCACUCUUUUAAUGUUUAAAAGACACAAUGGCAGAUGCUAGGAAUUAAGCAGAAUGGCCUAUUUUGGUAAGAGGGGGCGGGGUAACAGAAGACACAUAAAACAUUUGAUGGAUUUUUGUUCAAGGGGGCUGUGCGUUUUUAUAUUAUGUAUUUGUAAAUGACAUGUCAACCCACUGUUUUAUGUUUCCUAAAAGCAAACUGUUUGUGACAUUUGUUUUGUGUGAGAAUUCUGUGCGCCAGCUGCUGUGGACCAUUUUCUUUGCCUAGUGACUAGUGGAUUGUGUUCUUUGUCGAAACAUUGCAUUUCAGCCCUUCGGUUUUCUUUAAAUACCAUGCCAAGAGCAAAUUUAAAUUCUCCCCAUUUAGCUCUUUGUUUAUGAAACUGAGGUUCUCUUAAAGAUUUCUUGCCACAUGGUACUCAGAUGUACAUUCAAAUAUGGAUGAAUUUUGAGGUGGGUGUACCUUGCUUUACCUAAUAGAUGUGUAAAUAGAACUUUUGUAAGUCAACAUCUGUUGUCCUGGAUUUAAAUCAUUUCAGCUGUGAUGCAGCUUCAAUUUUUUUAAGCUUCAGUUUACAGCAGUUUGAUACUUUAGCUUUCAAGUUUUUUACCCCUCAUCUUUUACCAAAUACUUAAUGCUUUGAAAGCACUGUCACCAGUUGAGCAAGGGAAAUUGACUUUAAAGGUACUCCGGGGGUAGAAAAUAAAAUCAGGGAAUUCUUUUUUUCCCCCUGUGUAUAACUGGGGUAUAGGGUGCAGGGGGUGUAAGGAUUCACCAGAGACAGUGGAGAGCAGAACAGGCGGAUCUACUAAAUUACACUGCUGAGGGGAGCAGCAGGUGAGACAGGAGAGGUCUGCUGUUUGUCAUGUGGGUCCAGCUUCCUGGCCAGGGACUGAACUUAGCGGUAGCAGUGAUAGUGCUGAGACUUAACCCCUAGGCCGCCAGGGAGGCUUGAAUCCUUUCAUAUGUAAUGGAAAUUAGUUCACUUUUCUGUUCUUUAAGUAUUAUGCAUCAGUUAGGCUUUAUAUUUUUUCACUCAGCAUUGUUAAUGGGAAAUUUAAAGUUAAGAAAGUAGACAAAAUAAAAUAAACCCCUGUGUUCCUAUCAGCAUCUUCCCCUCAGCCUGUCUUCCUUCAUCUCUAACCUUGCCUCCUUCCUGGCUGUAUUGAAAGACCUCCCCCCAACACCCCCAGACAGCACUCACCCAGUACUAUGUAGCAUGUAUCCCUCAGAGGUGAGGACAGAGGCCAUAUUGUAUCAUUAUUCCUAGAACCAUUUCCAGUGGCACCUCAGUGUCUUUAUCUAGAUUUCCAAUUUCAUAAAUGUCCAUUUUUCCUCACAAAAGUUAUGAUUGGUUGAUAAACCUCUUAAAUCUUUUAAUACUUGUAGGUUUUCCCCUCUAUCAUCUUGGAAAUGUUCUUUUGCCAGAACAAUAUAAAUAGGGCUGAAGGUCUGAGAGAAUCCUUUCUUUUCCUUAUGAUAAAUGGGGAAUAUCUCUUAAAUAAGACAGCAAAGAGUCAGGCCUUUAUGUAAUAAAAUACUUUAUUAAAAUCAGUAAUUGUUAAACUAGUAUC
Molecule: messenger RNA, 4931 nt
Organism: Talpa occidentalis (Iberian mole)
Lineage: Eukaryota; Metazoa; Chordata; Mammalia; Eulipotyphla; Talpidae
Gene: SART3
Product: spliceosome associated factor 3, U4/U6 recycling protein
Exons: 19
Coding region: 26-2971 (981 amino acids)
Biological process (GO): mRNA splicing, via spliceosome
Cellular component (GO): cytoplasm; ASAP complex; nucleoplasm
Molecular function (GO): protein binding; RNA binding
Source: RefSeq, a predicted model, not a curated record